AUGCGUCAUCCAAGUCUCUGCCCCAGCAAGGGGUCAGCCACGGACGUUCCCCCUGUGCAGGGUGGGGGCAGGGAAAGGGGCGUGAGGGGCGAGAAUAUUGGGCUUCUGGGGACAGUGUCAGCCUGCACCUUACAGGGCUUCCGGGGAGGGCUCCGCGCGGGGGGCUUCCCAUCAAGGGCUUGUGGGUGUCUAAGGGGGGGCGCAGUUUCAGGUUUCACCAGGAGGUGGAGCUGGACGCCCGAAGUCCCCCUCAGGGAUGGAAGCUGGUGCCCUGCUGGGUCAGUGUGGGGAGACUGGGGGAGGGGCUUCCUGGCCCUGCAGUGGCCGGGGCUGUUAAUGCUUAUCCCGGCCCCACGCUCCUCGUCCGGAGCGCGCGCAUCAGGCCGGGGCAGCGGCAGGCCCGCCAGAGAAGUCUCCGGCUCAGUCUGGGCCCGCGGCUGGUGGCCGGGGCUCCUAGUCCUAGGUCUCUCAGGUGGGCACUGUUACUGUCAGCCGCUCUCGGGCCGGCGCUCUCCUCGCCGUCAGCUGCUCUCCGGCCGGCGCUCUCCUCGGGUCAGCUGCUCUCGGGCGGGCGCUCUCCUCGCCGUCAGCCGCUCUCGGGCCAGUGCUCUCCUCGCCGUCAGCCGCUCUCGGGCGGGCGCUCUCCUCGUGGUCAGCUGCUCUCGGGCGGGCGCUCUCCUCGCGGUCAGCUGCUCUCCGGCGGGCGCUCUUUCCCAGGGGGUCCGAGGAGCAGGCCAGCCUGUUAAGGAAGGGGCGUUGGGGGCAUCGGUGUCCUGGAGGCUGCUGCGGAUCCCAGAUGCUUUUUGUCCCUUGGUGAGGUUGGGGCUCUGGGGGGCGUCUUCCUUGUCCGCAUCCUCACUGAUUAGUGACUUCGGCCAGGAUCCAAGGCAGGUGUCCCAGGGUGCAAAACAGGCAGAGAAGAGAGACAGAGAGAGGUCAGAAAGGGCCUUCUCCCCUCCUGGUCCAGCCAACCCUGCCAAGAGCCAGUCCCUGACUCAGCCCACCCUGGCCCCUGGGGGCAGCUGGAGGAGGCGAAGCCUUGACCUGCCCCCCAGCCUGACGUCCCCCAUCCUGAGCCCCCUCCCAGCCCUGACGUCCCAUUCUGAAGGCCUCUAGCUUUGACAUCCCCUGUCCUCCCAGCCCUGACACUGCUGUGCAGCCUCCUCCAGCUCUGGCGCUGAGUCUAGCCUCAGCUUGGUGACUGUGGGCCAGUCCCUGCCUUUGUCUGACCCUCGGUCAAACCAAGGGAGUCCGGCUCGGUGGUCCCUUAAGGGCCCUUGUGUUGUGUGGUAGAAAGGGAGGAAGAGGAGAAAGGGAGAAGGAGGAGGAGGAGG
Molecule: messenger RNA, 1334 nt
Organism: Antechinus flavipes (yellow-footed antechinus)
Lineage: Eukaryota; Metazoa; Chordata; Mammalia; Dasyuromorphia; Dasyuridae
Exons: 2
Coding region: 1-1116 (371 amino acids)
Source: RefSeq, a predicted model, not a curated record